AAUGGUUAAAAUUCUUCUUUGAGUUUCCGGGUUCGAAGCCCGGCGGUGGAAAGAGUAAAUUUUUUUUUUUUGCAUUUCGACCAAGCAAUAGAUAUUAUUAUAGGAGUAUUUUAUUUUUUCCCAUUUUGUAAGUUACAGUUAGAAUAUUGUAUAUUCAUGAUUUAGAGUUCCUAAAUUUUGUCAAUCAUGCGUCGGAAGAAGAGCAGAGCUAAACGGCGAGUCGCCCGAUCCAACGAGGAAGACACGGCGGGAGUCGACGAUGAGCCGGGAGCGUCGAAGGAUGCUGUGGAAGCUGCCGAGGAGGCUGGUAUCCAGAGUGAGAAGGACGUUAAUCAAGAGAUUGAUUGUUUUAAAGAGGAGUUUGAGGAAGUUGAGAAUGUGGUAAUUGCUGUCAUGGAGAUGGACUCAAUAAUUCAACACAACGGCGGUGACGUUGUUCAAAUUGAAUCGAAUUUUACUGAUGGAAGUAUUCGUAAAAGUGAAUUGUGUUCAGAAGUAAAUGGUGUGAGUGAGAGCGAGAAAUCGGAUAAUUUGGAUGUUAGUGUGGAGUGUAGUAAAUUUGAGGAGAUUAUUGAGGAUGGGACUGUUAGGGGACAGAAUUUGAGUUCGAACAUCCAAGUUAUGGAUGUGGAUUCAGGGAAUGGAAUCGUCAAUGGUGAGGAAGCCAAGGAUCAUGAAAAUUCAGAACAGAAAUCACUUGAAGAGGAACCCUCUUCUGCUAGAAUUGCAGUCAUGACAUUAGAUGGGCAAAUCAAUGAUGGUUACAACAACAAGGAUGGUAAUGAUAGGGAAAAAGAGGAGGAGAGCAGAGGUGGCCGGGAGCAAAAUGAAGACAUUGCAGUUAGUGAUGUCAAUGAAGCGUCUCAGGUAGUUGACCACGACUCUCCAACUAAGCAAAAGAAAGAAAAGCAACUGGAAAUACAUGUUGGAGGUCUGCAUAAAGAGAUAGUUGAACGAGACUUGUUUGAAAUAUUUGGAAAGUUUGGGGAAGUCCAAAGUGCAAGGAUUGUGAGGCAUCGAACCACAAAAAAAAGCAAAGGAUUUGCUUUUAUUCAAUAUGCCACAACUGAGCAAGCCAAGAAAGCUCUUUCUGACUUGAAGGAUGGCAUAGAGGUGAAAGGAAAGCUUGCUAAGUUAUCAAUCAGUCAUGACCGUGAUGUUCUAUAUCUGGGACGUAUUUGCAGAACAUGGACCAAAGAGGAUGUGCUUGGGAAGUUGAAAGGCUAUGGAAUUGAAAACAUUGAUGAGAUACAAGUACCCAAUGAUCCUAAGGAUGAUAGGAAGAUUAAAGGUUUUGCUUUCUUGAGAUUCAAUACCUUCUCUGAUGCAAAGGCUGCAUUGCACCGUUUAAGGAAACCAGAUAUAGCUUUUGGCAAUGCAAGAGGUGCUAAAAUUGCUUUUGCUCGCACCCCAAUGCAUCCAAGAGAGAGAGUUCGGUUACAGGUGAAAACUAUUUAUGUUGAGGGGAUACCAAAGUCUUGGGAUGUACACAAACUUAAAGAGAUCUGUGAACAAUAUGCUGAGACUAAAAAGGUCAAAAUAUCUAGGAAUUUAAGCAAUAAAGGCAAGGAUUUUGGAUUCAUUUCUUUCACUACCCGUGGAGGUGCUGUGGCUUGUGUGGAAGGGAUGAAUAAAUUGCGAUAUGGAGGAAACGUCAAGGUUAAAGCUUAUAUUGCAAGGCCUCUUGUUCAAGUGCGGCUGCAAAAAAGCUCUUGUCUAGGACUGAAAUUUAGUAAAAGGCAUAGAAACAGUGAUUGGUUGAAGACAAAAGGUCAAGCCAGGUCUAAAGGCGUUAAAAAAGAGAGUGAUGUGAGAGCAGCAACCGUUAUAUACAAGUCAAAGAUUUGGGGGACCAAAGAGAAGCCAGCUGCAGUUGUGUAUAAAAAUAAUCAGGAUCCUUUGAAUUCAAAGCAUACAAUAGAAGGUAAAAGAAAUGAACAACAAAGCAUUGCCCCUGAAACUCAUGACGCUGAAGAUGGACUAUCUACCAAGCCCAAGAAAACUGAUUUCAAGAGAAAUAAUAGAAAGAGACAAAGGAACAGUAUGCACAGUAAGAGGUCAUCAAACAAACCAGAAGGUUCUGUAUUAAUGAGAGAAAGGAACCAUAUGCACAGUAAGAGGUCAUCAAACAAACCAGAAGGUUCUGUAGUAAAGAGAGAAAGGAACCAUCUGCACAGUAAGAGGUCAUCAAAUAAACGAGAAGGUACCUCACAAGGUCGACAUAUUCGUUCUUCUCGAAGUUCAAAGAGCAGAUCUUAUGUACGGAAGGGUCAUGGCAGGGGUGCAGAUUCUGUUGCAUAUAGAAUACCAGUUAAAGAGGCAUAUGCUCCAUCCACUAGUGGGUAUCCAGGAUCAGCUCAUGGUGCUUUUUCUGGAUCCAAAAGGCCUUCUUCUUAUAUGGAAUCUCAUGCCGGAUUCGCUCAACCUGUGAAGCACAAUGACCAAUAUCUCACAGAAUGUAUCGCACCUGCUUUUCAUCAUCAAAGGCAAGCUUAUGCAGGGUAUCUUAAGCUAGAUCACUAUGAAAGACAACCUCCUGCUAAGUACUUCAAACCUGCUAUUGGGAAUGAUGCCCUACCUCAUGCAGGAUUUCUUGAGUCUUCUUUCAGAAAGCAAAGUUUUGAUGGAGCCAGAAGGAUUGCCAAGUAUAGUGGCCCAGACAAUCAAGGGCCUGUUCAUGGAUCAGGAUCAGCUUAUUCACGCCCUUAUGUUCCAAACAACUUGAGCUAUGCUGGAUAUGAGGGAAAUAGUAAUGGUGGUGGCUAUCAUAGGUUUAGGAGAGCAUACACAGCAAGGCAAGCACACUAUUGAACAGGAACAAGAACAAUUUCAUCGUCUAUUUUUAGCAUAUUAGUUUAGAAACAAUUUUCAGUCUUGUGAAGAUUGAACUUUCUCUGUUAAUAAAAAAUGUAUGUUUCCCGUAGGGAUUAUAUAAAGGCAUUGGUGAUUGAGCUGCCCUCUGAAACCCAUACCAUCUAAAGGACUGAUGUUUUGUAAGUGAAGAAUGGCUGGAGAAAUAUUUAUGUUCAAUAUCUUGAAAUGUUGGUCAUAUUCUGAAGUUUGAUCAACUCAAGUACUCAA
Molecule: messenger RNA, 3081 nt
Organism: Gossypium raimondii (Peruvian cotton)
Lineage: Eukaryota; Viridiplantae; Streptophyta; Magnoliopsida; Malvales; Malvaceae
Product: polyadenylate-binding protein, cytoplasmic and nuclear
Exons: 11
Coding region: 187-2811 (874 amino acids)
Cellular component (GO): nucleus
Molecular function (GO): mRNA binding
Source: RefSeq, a predicted model, not a curated record